Aphidius gifuensis is the source of this 2650-nucleotide messenger RNA. It is a transcript of the gene Nrt, whose product is annotated as neurotactin. Bases 222 to 2477 code for a protein of 751 amino acids. The record is from RefSeq and is a predicted model, not a curated record. The transcript is spliced from 3 exons. NCBI's taxonomy places the organism in Eukaryota, Metazoa, Arthropoda, Insecta, Hymenoptera, Braconidae.
GCAAGACAGUUGCGUCGUCGUAGUUGGUAAAUAAUAUUGCUCUUAUUUUAUCGUCUGUUGAAAUUUUUUUAAUAUCUUUUGUACAUCAAUUGUAUGUAAUUACAUUACCAAAAAAGUGCUUUGAAAAAUUUAAUUUCAAAAUUAUUAACAUACAACCGAGAACUCCAAUUCACACGGAUUUUUUUUUUUUUUUUCAUUAAUAAGAUAAAUUAGCGACAAAAAUGAGUCAGACCGUACAAGAUAAAGAAGCAAAUAUGGAUAAAAAAGAAAUUGCAGAUGAAGAACGUGAAAAAAUGUUAAACGAGGAAAACAUGGAACUACAUGGAAAAAUGGAACCAUUGAACAUUGAGAGUGAAGGAGAAGAACAAAAACCUAAACGUAAAAUUCCCAUUGGUGGAAUAAAGAUGCCUGGUUUUUGUCGUACAAAAAGCAAGGAGCUUGGCAAGGAAGAUGGUAUAAAAACAUCUGAAUCAACUGCUGACACUGCAACUGAGGCAUUAACUCCAAAAGAAGAUAAUAACUCAACAUCAGCAACAAAUGAAACUAAAAAAGAUGGUAAAUUAAAUCUUCUUAAUGCUAUAAGGCUACCAAUUGUAACAGCUGUAUCAUCAUUUCCAACAUUAAAACGUAAUAAACAACAAAAUGAUGCUGAAAUGGGUAAAGUUGGAUUAGCAAGUGCAGGGGAAACACUUGAUAGUCCUACAACUGAUGAUAAAAAUCAAAUAAAUGAUGAUGGAAUGGAAACAGUACGUUUAGAUGGUAAUGUUGAUAAUAAUGACGAUCAACAGCCAUCGAAAAAUUAUCCACUAUAUGAAUUUAUUGAGGUAGCAAAAAGAAAUCGUUUUAUAACUGGUGCUAUUAUUGGUAUAAUUUUACUAGGAAUAAUAAUAAUAAGUAUUGCAUGUACUGGCCCACAAAGAAUUGCCAUUAUGCCAUUAAAAGAUGGUAAAUAUAUGGAAGCUGUAACACUUUGUGGACGCGUACAAGGUAUUCUUGAAGAUGGUGGUUUUGCAUUUCGUGGUAUACCAUAUGCUGUACCACCAAUUGGACCAAAUCGCUGGCGUCCAGCUGAACCAAUGCGUCGUAUACAACAAUGUUGGAAUGGUACAUAUCUUGCUUAUAAUUCAUCUAAUAUGUGUAUACAACGUGAUACAAAUGGUAAAAUAUAUGGUAAUGAAGAUUGUCUUUAUCUCGAUGUCUUUACACCACAAGUUAGAUAUGAUACACCAUUACCAGUUGUUAUUAUGAUUGGUGCUGAAACAAUGAGUGGUGGUUCACCUGGUAUAUUACAACCAUCAGCAAAACUUUCAAAAGUACGUGAUAUGGUAUUUGUUAGACCAAAUUUUCGUAUGGGUGUUUUUGGUUUUUUAGCAGCAAAACCAUUAUCAAGAUCAACUCAUUUACCAACAUCUGGUAAUUAUGGAUUAUCUGAUAUUGUUGCUGUAUUAAAAUGGGUACAAUUAAAUAUACAACAUUUUGGUGGUGAUAGAUCAGCUGUAACUGUUUGGGGACAUCGUGCCGGUGGUACACUUGUUACAAGUUUAUUAGCAGCAUCAAAAUUAAUUAAUGUCAUAAAUCAUGCACAUCCAAAAGGUUCAGAAUUAUUUUCACGUGCAUGGAUAUCAAGUCCAAGUAUUGUAUUACCAACAAAGGAACUAUAUGAAGCAGAAAAUUUAGCUGAACCAUUUUUACGUACAUUAGGAUGUUCUGAUGCAUUGUGUCUUAGAAAUAAAACUACAAAAGAUAUUAUGGAUGCAGUACCAUCAAAUUGGUAUGCAGUUGAUUCAACACUUCCUGAAUCACAAGAAGCAUCAGAUAAUGAUGAUAAUAAUAAAAAAAAACAUGAAUGGCUUGUUUUAGAUGGUGUUAUAUUACAAGAAAACCUUUAUGAUACAUUAAAACAAAAUGAUGGAUCAAAAAUACGUAUUGUUUUUGGUACAACAGCACAUUCAGCAAUACCAUUAAGAUUUAAAGAUACAAAUAUAACAAUGGAUAAUUUACAAAUUGAAAAAAUUGUUAAAGAAUCAUUAUUAGGAACAAUUGGUGUUGCUGAUGAAGCAUUAAAACGUUAUAAUUCAACAAUAAAAGGUCUUGCUGGAAUGAUAUCUGAUAUUCGUGUUGUAUGUCCACUUUAUAAUUUAACAUCUGUAUUAUCAAGGAAUAUAUCAUUUUAUGUUGCAACACAAGCACGCGAUGGUAAUAUGCACGCUGAUAGUGACAGUGAUGUUGCAGCAAUUUUAGGCUCAUACAUAUUAAAAACACCAGAGGCAAAAAGACAUCAAUCAGCUAUACAACAGUUUUUCAAUCAAUUUGUAUGGCAUAAUAGAAUUAUUGAUGCAGCAAGUUCAAGUAAUCCAGAUAAUCGUAAUCGUCGUGUUAUUGUUGUUGGACAAGAUGUACUUCCAGAGUAUGAAUAUCCAAAUUGUGAUUUUUGGAUUAAAAAAAAUAUUGUGCCCAAAUAUGCUAGAAUUGAUUAAAUAAUCAUUCAAUUGUCCUUGAAUUUUUUAAUUAAAAAAAUUCAAUGAGUAAUUUUUUUUUUUUUUUUUUUUAAUGUACACAUUCACUUUACUUAAAUGCCCGAAAAAGGCAUGAAGCCAUUUUCAAUUAAUCAGUAAAUAAAAAUAUAUACAUGAAAAAAAAAAAAAAAAAA